AAACCACAUAGGAUUUACUUGGCUCUAUUUACAGAUACACAACAGGGAUUAAUAAGAUCUGAUCUUAAAGCCAGUAUCAAGGGUUAUUAAAAUUCUUAAUCAUGAUUAGGUAGACUAAGAUGACACCAUUUUCUCUCACUUUUCCCCAACUUUAUCUCUCUGCUGCAUAAAUGCACAUCUCCUUAGACCAACUUGACCCCUUCAAAACACUACCAACUGCUGCAUAGGCAUUAGCCCUUCUCUCUCUCUCUCUCUCUCUCUCAAAUACAGAGCUGGGCGUGUCACCUUUUCUUAUGCACAUAAUUGGAAGAAAAUUUCUGGUCCUUUUGGCUCUUCUGGAUUCUUGACAAAGAUGACUAUGCAAAGUUACUCCUAGCUCCAGAUUUCAGUCAAGAUAGGUUCUUUUCUGCUUGGUUGUGGUUCCAAAGGAGGGAAAUUUCUAUCCUGCUAACGAGGACCAUUUCUGAUUAAGAAGCUGAGAAUCGUUGAGCAGCUGAAAAAGGGUCUCUGAUUCGGAUAACAGCCACUCUCAUAAACAAAUAAAGAUAUGCUCUUUCUGUGUCCCUUUCUAGCUGGAAUCUUCACAACAAUUCUGUAACUUAAACGACCUACAAGUACCACCUUUCUGUUCUUCACACCAGAAAAGAACGACUGUGCAACCAAAGAGCCCUUCGCUUUCUCUGUUUUUUUCCAUUCAUUUUUUUCAACUUCCAUCUCAUCAAGCAAGCUGCUAAAAACCCACCAGAAAUAUGCAUCGACAUCUACUCGGCACAGAGCCCAAUACGGCGCCGUCCUUUGGGAACAGGACAGAUUCAUACAUUAGCGAGGCCAACUUUGACACCAACAUGGUGAUCAUAUUGGCAGCCCUGUUAUGUGCUCUGAUAUGUGCACUUGGGGUCAACUCAAUUGUCCGCUGUGCCCUGCGCUGCAGCUACAGGUUUGCUUUGGAGACGCCGGAACAAGCAGCUGCAAGGUUGGCAGCUACAGGCCUGAAGAAGAGCCAUUUGCGCCAGAUCCCGAUUGCUGUUUAUGGCUCCGGCGUGGAAAUUCCGGCCACAGAAUGCCCAAUUUGCCUUGGAGAGUUUGAAGAUGGAGAAAAGGUCAGGGUGCUGCCAGAAUGCAAUCACGGAUUUCAUGUGAGGUGCAUAGAUACAUGGCUUCUGUCCCACUCCUCCUGCCCAAACUGUCGACAUUCACUGCUUGAACUGCACCAUCCCAAAAAGAGUACCAGGACUAAUAGUCCCAGUACUGCUGAUGCAAGCCAAAAUCAAGAAGCUGCUGCUGUUGCUGCAGCAGAGCCAUCAAAUUCAACCAAUGAGCCCAACCAGCAAGGCAGAGUUGUCAUAGUCAUUGAGCAGGCAAGUUAAAUUAAACCUGCCAACAACAAAAAGUCGAGAACUUUAUGGUGGAGCUUCAAAAUUUUACAGGGUAGAAAUAGUUCAAGGUUACAGUAUGAAGCUUAUUGAUCUAAUUUUGAGGAGAGACCAAAGUAGCAAUUAGCAAAAUGCUUGGAGGUUUUUAUUUUUAGCUUGUAAUUUUGUACAGAGCAUGAUGAGAUCACUUUGAUGAAAAUCGUCUUCUGGUGCACUUUUCUGAUCAAAUGUUUCAGUAAAUCAUCAAACAAUUUUAGAAAAGAA
Prunus dulcis (almond) is the source of this 1637-nucleotide messenger RNA. Its product is annotated as RING-H2 finger protein ATL74. Bases 750 to 1367 code for a protein of 205 amino acids. The transcript has a single exon. NCBI's taxonomy places the organism in Eukaryota, Viridiplantae, Streptophyta, Magnoliopsida, Rosales, Rosaceae. Gene Ontology annotation, molecular function: transferase activity. The record is from RefSeq and is a predicted model, not a curated record. Gene Ontology annotation, biological process: protein ubiquitination.